This is a messenger RNA of Cyprinodon variegatus (sheepshead minnow), 1090 nucleotides long. It is a transcript of the gene atox1, whose product is annotated as antioxidant 1 copper chaperone. Gene Ontology annotation, cellular component: cytosol. Lineage: Eukaryota; Metazoa; Chordata; Actinopteri; Cyprinodontiformes; Cyprinodontidae. Gene Ontology annotation, biological process: copper ion transport. The transcript is spliced from 4 exons. Gene Ontology annotation, molecular function: metal ion binding; copper chaperone activity. The coding region runs from base 151 to 357 and encodes 68 amino acids. The record is from RefSeq and is a predicted model, not a curated record.
GUGACUAUGCGCUAAGAGUAGCUAGCUAAGCAGGUUGUCAACAUUACAUUUUUUUUGUACUUUUUUGUAGUCUUUAGCGACAUUUCCGAGUUAAUCAAAGGCGACAAUCCAGCGUUUGUUCAAUCGCUAAACGCGCACAUCACUGACAACAUGACUAAGCACGAGUUUGAGGUGGCGAUGACCUGCGAAGGUUGCUCCGGAGCUGUUACAAGAAUCCUCAAUAAGCUUGGAGAUGUUAAGUUUGAAAUCGACCUGCCAAAGAAGCUGGUUUGGAUCGAGUCUGACAAGGAUGUGGAUGUUCUGAUGGAGACGCUGAAGAAAUGCGGAAAGGAAGUCAAGUACAACGGCACUAAAUGAAGGGGCCUGCUUUGUAUGUUGAACAGGGAAUCCUGCUGCUGUAAAGUGAAGAAUGAAGCUAAACUUGAAGCCAAUUACCCAGAGUCUCUAUAGGUGCCACGCUCCAUCAACUCAUGCUUCGAGAAGAUCUUGAAAACAAAUGUUUCCUGAUUGAACCACAUAUCUAAAGCUUAAAUUUGUCCAUUAAUUCUUACCAUGCUUUUGAUGGGUAAAAAAAGAAAAAUUCUGAUGCUGAAAUGUAGUUCAUUUUGUGCUUUUCUAUGAUUUCUGCCUCGUGGUUAGCACCUAAACCCCUGCUGUUUGGAGCCUGAAGAAUAUCUGUUACUGUCUGUGGUAAAUGUCCCAUUAAACCUGCAAAAUAAUCAUGUUAAUCUUGCUGUAGAACAGUUCAAGUACAUUCCCCGUAUCCGUUUUCAACCUUAUGAUGGUUUGUUGUUUUUGCUUUUACACUGAGUCAGUAUUAUUUAAAGCAAAUUAGCUCCAGUUUCAUGGAUAAUGUCAAUAGUUUUGAUCUGGGGUGGAAAGGCCCUUUUAGGGACCACCUUCCUGUCUGUAAUUUACACUACAAAACUACCACACAUCACAUAGACUGAUGAUCUAGAUUCUCUGAGAGGCACCUCUUUUUCUGUAGUUUGCUCUGGGAUUAGUUGCCACCUUCUCCUGGGUUAAUGUUGAUUCUGAAUAUGUCUUAUCUACGCAUAACGGCAAUAAAAACAACUUUGUGUAAAAUCUG